Messenger RNA from Puccinia triticina, 1596 nucleotides. RefSeq lists its product as uncharacterized. NCBI's taxonomy places the organism in Eukaryota, Fungi, Basidiomycota, Pucciniomycetes, Pucciniales, Pucciniaceae. The transcript has a single exon. The record is from RefSeq and is a predicted model, not a curated record. Bases 1 to 1596 code for a protein of 531 amino acids.
AUGUCUCUGAAUAACUCCGGCAGAGACAUUCGGUUAAUCAGUCUACUCAUGCUGAUAGUCCUCAUCGGCGAGCUUUCAAGCUCGGAAGCAUUGUCGGAAUAUUUUCAUUGGGAAGAUCGCUUGCCCGGGCUCAACGAUAUGUUCCCUCAAGCUGGUUCACCGGCGGCCGCAGCGGCUGACCAAGCGGAUCACCAUCAACCACUCUUAGCCGAUCAUGUACAGCCUACCGGCCUCCCAGCCGGGUCAUCAGCUAGCCACAACUACCCCCUACCCGACAAUUAUCUUGUCCAGAGUGCUGCUCAAGCACAUCCUAGUCAUGGGCUGCACAUGUCAUUUGGCUCCGACGAACAAUAUGGACCCGGGUUCUGGAAUCCACACGACGCCGCUUGCCUUCUACAGCUUCUCCAAGACGGAAUACCAGGCACCGAUGGCCUCGCGGCGGCAGGUGCUCCACCGACAGAUUAUGGUGUGCCGCAUGUGUUGAAUCGUCAAAGUCAUUCAAUGACAGGCGCUGAUCCCUCACACGCGCCCGCCGUCUCGGGGUAUACCUUCCCGCCUCCGUCCGACACAACCUCUGGACCCUAUCAAAGAGUCCAGCCUGUGGUGGAAAGCCUCAAACCACAGACUAGUCGUGGGACCUACAAGAUUAAGCAACAGCGGCGCAAAGGCCAAGGCAAAUCGCACCUCCCGGUUCAAUCUCUGGUGGAAAGCCUCAGACCUCAGACUAGUCGUGGGAGCUACAAGAGUAAGCAACAGCGGCACAAAGGCCGAGGCAAAUUGCACGUCCCACUUCCUUCCCAAGCGGACUUUGUUGUUCAACUCUCUCCAAUGACACUUCCACAGGGAAGACUAGAGUUUCAUUCAAAUUGCUUUGCACCUAAUCAUCCAUUGACACCCUUGCAACAGUGGGAAAUACAUGCAAUCCGGAAAAACCUCGAGAAGUUCCCGCACCUACUCGUCAUCCCCGAAGGCAAAUUCAUGGCGACAUAUCACAAAUAUAUCGAACUUACCAAAUCACCCGCUGGCAACGAAGAUGGAGACCCUAGAAGGCGCAGAUUAGCAAAAAAACUAUAUGAAUUUGUGCCACACUGUAAACAUUGGUAUCAACAUUGGUUCGAUGAAACUGGGAUCAACUUCGAAACAAAUCUCCUUCAACCCUACUUUCUUGGUCUCAAUCGCGCUGGGCUCAUCUUCCCCCUCUAUCUAUUUCAUGUUGAGAUGAUAUGCUCCAUUGUUCCAAGAGGGCAUGUCAACUCAAAGGUUACCCCUAUGGCCACUGAACUUGACUGGGCCCAAAGAUCCUUCAACUUCUUGACAAUGGCCUUACAUCACCAGAACAUGAACAACAAUCCACAUUUCAUCAAAGAUACCAUUGAAAAUCUCAGGAGACAGUUGCCUGCUUAUGGAAUUGUUGCUAUUCAUCCACUCCUCUGGACUUAUUUGGAGUUUUGGAUGGCCACUUGUAGGAGUGGAGUUUUCCAAGACCCAAGCUCGCAUAUUGUCCCAACAUUGGUCAAGGAAUUAUUUAAUAAUGUCUUCACUUAUUCCUACUCAGCACAAUAUCAAAAAUACAUUUCUAGGUCAACAUCAUUCUGA